Haliotis rubra (blacklip abalone) is the source of this 927-nucleotide messenger RNA. RefSeq lists its product as uncharacterized. Lineage: Eukaryota; Metazoa; Mollusca; Gastropoda; Lepetellida; Haliotidae. The record is from RefSeq and is a predicted model, not a curated record. Gene Ontology annotation, biological process: spermatogenesis. Gene Ontology annotation, molecular function: RNA binding. The coding region runs from base 1 to 927 and encodes 308 amino acids. The transcript is spliced from 7 exons.
AUGGAGGAUGGGAAGGAUGACAAGCCUAUCAGCAUAUUUGUGGCCAACUUCCCCAAGUCAACUACACCGCGUGAGCUCUACAUUUUGUUCCUGCGCUAUGAUGUUGUGAGUGUCAACAUUGUCCCAACCAGCAAGUGCCCCAAAGCAUACGUGUUGUUGCCAAAUCUAGACAUGGUUGAGGCUGCCCUCCGAGAUAUGAAUCAAAUGGACUACCUAGGUCGGCCAUUGUUGCUGGACAUUCCCCGAACCACCCCUGAGGUGAAGGAGAAACUGAUGGCCCGCCAGUGCAGUACAGGUCGACCUGUCACCAGGACCCGCAGCCAAGUGUUGGAUGGAAUUAGUGACUCCUUGGACUCUUCCACUGAGGCGUCAUCAGAGUCUGAACGCAGUAUUUACGAGGUGUUGGAACUGUACUCUCACAUACUAGACAAGAUGAGAGUGAGGAGGAACAUCCUGAAGGAGGGCAGCCACAUCAAGGUGCUGGUGACAGCUGCAGAGGAGGAGACCUUCUUCUGGGGGCAGGUGGUCAGUGAGAUGGAAAACCUGAGGGCUUUGAAGCGACUGAUCCUUCAGCUGCAAGAUACAGAAAACCACCUGGCCAGGACAAAGGGCCUUGGGCGAUGUGCUGCAAUGUAUGAAGGGGAGUGGCACAGGGCCUGGAUUCUGAAAACCUCCCUGAGACACAACGAGAAGGUGAAAGUGUUCUUUGUGGACUAUGGCAACAUAGAGCAUGUGCGAUCACAUGAGACUAUCGUGGUAGCACCCAAGUUCUGGGAACUCCCACCCAUGGCCAGACCAUUUACCAUUGCAGGUGCGGGACUCCCAGACCUUGGCGCCCUGGAGUCAUCAGUUGUUGACUGUCAAGUAAUGAAGACAGCCCCUGUUGCUAGUGCUAUGCUGACUGAAGUGGACAUAGUGCGGAUAUAA